AUGGCGCCACCAGAUCCGAUGACCGAAGAAGAACUUCACGAAUUAAGUGAACGUUUAGAAGCUCAAUGUCGUGACCAUGACAAACGCGAAGCCGAUAUUUUAUCACGUGAGAGUCUACUUAAAUCUCGAUUAACAGAUUUGACGGGUCGCGAGCAGCGACUUCUUAGUUGGGAAUCUGAUUUGAAAGACCGCGAAUCAAUUAUUAGUAAAAAAGAAAUUUCAUUAGAAGAACGCGAAAUUACCUUGAAGCAGCUAGAAAUCGCGGGUCGUGGAAUUAACGUUACCGAAAAGGAACUCGCGGAAAGGGAGGCUGAAUUAAAUGCUUUCGCAAAAGAACUCGAAGAUCGAAGAGCCGAAUUAGAUAAUAAAGAGACAGAAAUCGAAAAUCAAGCGCGGGAAUCAGCGGAUGUUUUCCGCCAGGCCAGAACCUUGGAAGCCGAACGCUAUCACGAACGGGAAAACUCCCUCAAGGAGCUUAAAAGUUCGUUGGAUCAAGCUCGUAACGAUUUACAGGCUAGGGAGGAUGCUCUGAAUCAGCGGGAAACCGAAAUCGAAGCUCAAAGCAAAGAACUUCAAGAAACCGCCGCGGGCUUGACACGGAUGAUUCGUGAAAUUAAAGAAGCAAAAAAAUCUGAAGGAAAAAAAUUAGAAACAAAAAAAUCAGAGGAGCCCUCCGCAAUUUUAUUAUUAAAAAAGGAAUUUACCCAAUUAAAAGGCAAAGAAACAAAACCCGUUGUAGUCGAUUCGGUAACCGGUAACAGUAACAUCACAGUAAGAGAUGCGCUAUCUUAUGUCCCUACUUUUAACGGGUCUAGCUCUUCAGUAUCAGACUUUAUCAGAUCCUGUAAAAGAGCAUGCUCCAUGCUCCCUACUAGUUCCGAAUUCAUGUUUUUGACCUUGUUGCGUCAAAAAUUUAAAAGUCCAGCGCGCACUACGGUAGAGAACAUGUGA
Messenger RNA from Cotesia glomerata, 951 nucleotides. Its product is annotated as myosin heavy chain, clone 203-like. The transcript has a single exon. Lineage: Eukaryota; Metazoa; Arthropoda; Insecta; Hymenoptera; Braconidae. The record is from RefSeq and is a predicted model, not a curated record. The coding region runs from base 1 to 951 and encodes 316 amino acids.